UACGUGAUCUGGAGGAAAAUAAUAGGUGACGUUCCCCUCGCUUGUUUUUUGUAGGGCGGCGGGACGCUGCCGUUGUGGAAGGAUUGCGAAGAGCCAAUCAGAGCGCUCCGUGGCACAGCUCCGUAGAGAAGUGGCCAAUCCGUAGCCUAGUUCAUGCUGUCAAAACCCCGAUUCUAAGGAGUAGGCGGGACGUUCGCUCGGCUGUAGUUCCGUCAUCUCGCUCGUCUCCGAGGCUACGGGGGGCCAAUGUUGAUUUGGGCGAAUUCCCGUCGUUGUCGGACCCCGCCGAGGUUUAAUUUUUAAAAGCUGGGUUCGCUAACGAAAAGUGGCAGGCUUUCGACCGAGAAUACUGUAUCCCGCCCUCGGUAUCACUGUUUUUUGGGCUGGGGGAGAGGUGGGGAGCCGGGGGGCCUCGCUCGGCGGGGGCUGUAAGGAGGGACAGGAGAAGACUGGAUCCUCCGUGUUCAGGCCAACUGCGCCGAGCUCGGCCUGACAGUCCAGAGAAGCCCCAGCGACCGACACACCACGACGACAGCUCCCCGUGGUUUUAAGCUCGAUAUCGUUGUCCGGUUGUUGGUGACCGCGGAGUGACUGAGACCGCUGCACUAUCCCGUCUCGCCGUGGCACCGCAUCACCAGCUGUCAGGCUAUUGAAGACCAAGAGCUCGGAGUCCGCGCUUGGUACAGCUGGGUUUAGGAAAUACCGUUCAGACGUAAUCGAGCUUAGACCAGCUUGAGAGGGCUGCAGGGCGGCCAAAAAGCCACGGAUCGCCCGCUGACAAGUUGUCAUCAUGGGCAACGCGCCCACGGCCAGGAAGGGCAACGAGAUGGAAAGCGUCAAGGAGUUCCUUGCCAAAGCCAAAGAGGAUUUCCUCAAGAAGUGGGAGAAUCCUGCACAGAACACUGCUUGCCUGGAGCAAUUUGAGAGGUUGAAAACCCUGGGCACGGGCUCAUUUGGCCGGGUUAUGCUGGUGAGGCACAGAGAAACGGGACAGCAUUAUGCUAUGAAGAUCCUCAACAAGCAGAAGGUGGUAAAACUCAAGCAGAUAGAGCACACUCUGAAUGAGAAGAGGAUCCUUCAGGCUGUCAGCUUUCCUUUUCUGGUGCGGUUAGAGUACUCGUUCAAGGACAACACUAACCUCUACAUGGUGAUGGAAUAUGUACCAGGUGGAGAGAUGUUCUCCCAUCUACGGAGAAUUGGCAGAUUUAGUGAGCCUCACGCUCGGUUCUACGCUGCUCAGAUUGUUCUGACCUUUGAAUACCUGCACGCUUUGGACCUGAUCUACAGAGACCUGAAACCUGAAAACCUGCUCAUAGACCAACAGGGCUACAUUCAGGUGACAGAUUUUGGCUUUGCCAAACGUGUAAAGGGCCGGACCUGGACACUGUGUGGCACCCCAGAAUAUCUGGCCCCAGAGAUUAUUCUCAGCAAGGGGUAUAACAAGGCAGUCGACUGGUGGGCGCUGGGCGUACUCGUCUAUGAGAUGGCAGCAGGAUACCCACCUUUCUUUGCUGAUCAGCCCAUUCAGAUCUAUGAAAAGAUCGUAUCAGGGAAGGUGCGUUUCCCAUCUCACUUCAGUUCAGACCUGAAGGACCUCCUGAGGAACCUGCUACAGGUUGACCUCACAAAACGUUACGGGAACCUCAAGAACGGGGUCAACGACAUCAAGGGACACAAGUGGUUUGCAACCACUGACUGGAUCGCCAUCUACCAGAAAAAGGUGGAAGCUCCCUUCGUCCCCAAGUUCAAAGGACCAGGCGACACCAGCAACUUCGACGACUACGAGGAGGAGGAGAUCCGUGUCUCCUUCACUGAGAAAUGUGCCAAGGAGUUUGCUGAAUUCUAGAGUUAGAGAGUGACAGAGGAAGAAAGAAGGGAGUAGGGAGAGUCAAAGGUAGGCUGGUCAAGUGGGAGACGUAAGGAGAGAGUACUGUCUCCUGUCCAAUCACAAGCACCAGCUACAAAAAGAGGAAAAAUGGGAUGCAGAAGGGAAAAAGAGCAAGGAGACUGAUAACCAGCAGUGUUGCCUUUUCUGUUGCGUUUUUGUUGUAUUUUAUUUAUUAUUCUGUCUUAUUUAUGGAUCCCUUUAUAAUGAAGGUGUGCUUCAGAUUCAUGGGUGUCGGGAACCCCACUUAUUUAGAGUUGCCUCUACACAUUUUCACCCAACCACUUUUAUGUUUCUUUCAUCUUUGAUUCACUUCUGCAGCACAACAUAGAGAAAUCAGUCAGUCUCUGCUAACCUACAGCAGACUGUAAGUCAUUACAUGAAGCCCAUUUAGUCUUGUACAAGUUGAGGUCUCACUCUGCGCAAAAUUUUCCUUAACUUAAACCAAUAAUUGGCUGGCUCUUUCUCUUUUGAGCGAGAUGAAAUUCAUUGAAAUGAAACGAAAUGAAAAUUUAAAUUGAUUUCAAACACGUAUGCACUUUCAGCUUAAAUGACUUUAUGUUUCGAAGUUUUGUCUUAAUUUUUUUUCAGAUGUUUAAAACUUGACCCUCUCAUUUCACAGACAACAUACUUUAAGUCUCUGGCAUGAUGAUCCAAAAGAGAAACAGAAAAUGAUGGAUUGUGUGGUCAAACUAAUUUUGGUCAGAGACAGAUGACAUUGAAGAGGGAAAAAGUCAAUUAAGUUUACUGUGUAACUCCAUCUAUACUUCUUAUCAUUGUUAGCAUAGCCGGGCUUUGUGCAUAUCUACAGCACUCAAUUUUUAAAUGUUAUUAGAUGCUAGUGGCUCCAAUGAUGUCAUGUCACGCUAACAAACAAGGAAAUAAGGAUAAGGGAACAGAAAUAUCUCAGUUUUAAUGGUUUUGUUAAGGAACACCAUAGCAUAAUGGUAUCUCAGGUUUGAACAUAUCACUUAAUAGACAUUUUAUCAACGUAAAGCGUUAGGAUCAGCAGGUAAAGAAGGUGUGUGAGACACUUGCUUAUGAUAUACAGUAGAUUUGGGAAAUUCAAUUUUUGGUCAAUUAAGAGGAACACGAGGGAAUAUGAAGAGUUUUGGUUAGCGUCUUCCACAGUUUUACCCUACCAGAAGAUUUGGUUUAGCUAACUCUCACAACUCUGUUUGGUCUUAAGAGCACUUGUUCUCUCUGCUCAGAGCCCACCAACUAGUCAAGUUGAUUGUGCAUGAUGAAUCAACCAAUUGGCCCCUUGUCAACUCCAAAUGAAAGGGACCGUCUGAGGCAGACUAUGCCAAACUGUCAUUGGUGGUGGUCUGGAUAGUGUGCUUUGGCUUUCUGGUCUUCUGUAGAAACCUGUAUUUAUGUUCAUCUCCCCAGCACCCAGCCCUCUCCUCUUAUCAGCUUGCAAAGUUGGACCACACUCCAUGUGACAGUCUUACAUGUUAAAGCAACUCUAUUCCCAUUUCUGUGUAAAAAAACAUGCGCAGUUUUUGUUUUGUUUUGUUUUUCAUGUGGUGAUGAUGAUGUAAAGAUGACUAGUACUCCGUUGAACUGGUUAGGAAAAGGCAGAGCACCUGGAGCUGAAUAGAGCUAGUGCUGAGAAGAGACAAAAGUGUUCUUAGUGCACAGUAUACAACUUGCCUGUUUACAGAACACGACACGUAGCACUUCAGGUGUUCAGUGUCUCCUUAGCUUCGGAGCUAUGACGGCAGAGUACGUAGAGUGCCACAGAGUGCCCAAAAUGGUGGUCAUUGUAGGAUUUGUAUAUUCAGAAUUUAUUAAAUAAAACCAAGUGACACUAGUGUCUAUUUCAAACAUUACAAUGCCUUCUUUAUAGCUGUAUUUUAAUAUGCCACCAUAAUGAAGAUAUUCUGAUUUGGUUCAUACAGGCGCCUCUGUUUGUCUCUCAUCAUUUUAAACUCUGGAUAUACUCUGAAAAAUAUAACGAGCCUUUUCUCAGAAUUACACAUUUUUUAUGUGUAGAUAUAUGUGUGUAUCCUUCGUCAUAUGGAAUGAAAUUUAAAAUGAGCUAACAUGAAGCAAUUUGCAGGGUGAGCUAACUGAUCUGCUGCAGAUUAUUUUUAGGUCUAUGUAGCCCAAUGUCUACAGCUGGAUUAAUCUGCUGGUGGGGCCCCGGACCCAUAUUUAAACACCGUUCCUCCCACUCUGUACAUCGUGUACAGUAUGGCAGUGCUGGAAUAUUAUAUGGUCCCAUGUUUACUGUGUGGUGAUUGAUUUAAACAGAAACUAAUUUAGCCAUGUAAGCACAGUAUCGGCUGAAUUAAUGAAGGGCUGAAAGGGCCACUCCGGUGAUUUCAUAUUGCACUUCCAUAAAUUGCGACAUUUGCAGCAGCCGCCAAAUUAUCCUGACUUUUAGUUCCUAGUAAGGGUCAAGCUCCAGAAAAUUCUGGGUCCUACGUCUCCCACAAUGCAACUCAGUACCAUCUUCCACCCGCAUCAUUUGAACUCCAUGCUACCAGUUUGCAACGCAGGCUUUUUGUUAAAAAAUUGUGGUCUCCAAGCCAAGGCAAGACACUUGGGUGAUGUCCCUUAUUUAUUUUUGUUUUCAUUAGUUUAUUUGACAGGGACAGUGCUCAUUAUUCAGUACAAACACAACCGUAAAUGAGCCAAAGUUAGCCUAGAAGGCUAACCUCCACCUGUUGUCCCUGGCCAGAUGUUACAAAGGCGGGCUAAAAACAGAAUAGAAUGUCUUAUAAAACUGAUAUAAAAACAUAGUAAAUAUGCACAUAAGGGUACAGUACACAUAAAACAAAAAUGCCACAGUGUCACUCAUGGUAGGUAGUUGAGUAAUGGGAGCCCUCUAAGACAAAGCCUAAAAAUAACAUAAUGAAGCAGAGAGACCAGAGAGGUCAAGCAGCUGGAAAAAACUCCUUUUUAUUAAUCAAUCUGAAGUCAAAACCAAGUUGGCGGGUACAUGGUGACAAAAGCUGCAGGGUGGUUACAUACCACCAUGUAAUCAUCAGUUGGCUUAUUGGUUCUUAUGGUCUAAUUUACAAACCGCUUUAGUAUUAUUAUUCUUAUUAUUAUGACAUCGUAAACCACUUGUUGAGACUUCACACUCGCUGUAUUUCCUCCAUGUCAAGUUUAAUGUUGACUAUAUCAUCACGGACAAAAUGUUUGAAGUUACAACACAAUAUUAUUCUGUGUCUCCUCGGUGUUUUUGCAGUGAUACAACUUCCUCUCGAUGCAGGCACAAUGCUGGUUCAUACUGUCGCACUUUUUAGGGAAAUGAGACCCCAAUGUAAACCAUGUAAACCCCGAACACACACACACACACACACACACACACUGCAAAGGGAAGCGUCGAAAGUCACGGGAACAGUGACAUAAAAACACGAAGUGUAAUAUUUUGCAACCUGAGUAUCAUUCCAAUAAAGUUUUACUGGUAAAAUUCUUCUGAA
Xiphias gladius (swordfish) is the source of this 5322-nucleotide messenger RNA. It is a transcript of the gene prkacab, whose product is annotated as protein kinase, cAMP-dependent, catalytic, alpha, genome duplicate b. Bases 791 to 1846 code for a protein of 351 amino acids. Gene Ontology annotation, biological process: peptidyl-serine phosphorylation. Gene Ontology annotation, molecular function: protein kinase A regulatory subunit binding; ATP binding; cAMP-dependent protein kinase activity. The record is from RefSeq and is a predicted model, not a curated record. The transcript is spliced from 11 exons. NCBI's taxonomy places the organism in Eukaryota, Metazoa, Chordata, Actinopteri, Istiophoriformes, Xiphiidae. Gene Ontology annotation, cellular component: nucleus; cAMP-dependent protein kinase complex.